Cajanus cajan (pigeon pea) is the source of this 561-nucleotide messenger RNA. Its product is annotated as putative lipid-transfer protein DIR1. Gene Ontology annotation, biological process: systemic acquired resistance. Gene Ontology annotation, molecular function: fatty acid binding. The record is from RefSeq and is a predicted model, not a curated record. Lineage: Eukaryota; Viridiplantae; Streptophyta; Magnoliopsida; Fabales; Fabaceae.
AAGUGACAAAACCAUGGAUCCACAACUCCAAUAGGCAACAACUAACAAGAAGUCAUCAAACGUUCACUGAGUUUGAGUGGUACAUUGUGGUGAUCAAGGAUGGAACAGACGAAGUGGGUGGCACUUAAGUUUUUGGUGGUGGUGGUGAUGGCUUCUUGUAUGUGGAAAGGGUCCAAAGGUCUUGAUCUGUGUAAGAUGAAUGAAGAUGGUUUGGAAGCUUGCAAGCCAGCAGUGACUCAACCACCAGUUGAUCCAUCACCUGAGUGCUGCAAGGCUCUUGCUGCUGCUGACUUGAAAUGCCUUUGCUCUUACAAGAACUCUUCUGAGUUGCCUUUUCUUGCAAUUGAUCCAACUCUUGCCACUUCACUUCCUGCAAAGUGCAAUCUCACUCCUCCACCUAAUUGCUAAGCUAUGAAUAAUGCUCUCUUUGUAGCAGUGUUGUAAUCUCUUUUCUGGUAAUGGACUUGAUGGGAAAAAAGAAAAUAAUUGUACUCCAUUUUUUUUUUUCACUUUUUUCUUAUGUUACAAUAUAAAUUACCUAUGUUUUAUUUUGGCUGUAUA